Messenger RNA from Eruca vesicaria subsp. sativa (arugula), 4262 nucleotides. Lineage: Eukaryota; Viridiplantae; Streptophyta; Magnoliopsida; Brassicales; Brassicaceae. The record is from the annotation of a GenBank genome assembly.
AUGGCUGUUGGAAAGGAGAACACGGAGGUGGUGGCGGAGGUACCGAUGGAUAAAGAUGGAGAGAUAGUGAAGCCACGUACGGACAAGAGAGAGUACAGAAGGAUUGUUCUCAAGAACUCUCUUCAAGUGUUGUUAAUCAGCGAUCCAGAGACUGACAAAUGUGCUGCUUCAAUGAACGUUAGCGUUGGAUCAUUCUCGGAUCCAGAAGGGUUAGAUGGGCUUGCUCAUUUUCUUGAGCAUAUGCUGUUUUAUGCAAGUGAGAAGUACCCAGAGGAAGAUAGUUACUCCAAGUACAUCACUGAGCAUGGAGGGAGUACAAAUGCUUAUACAUCCAUUGAAGACACAAACUACCAUUUUGAUAUAAACACUGACUCUUUUGAUGAGGCUUUGGACAGGUUUGCACAGUUCUUUAUUAAACCACUGAUGUCUGCUGAUGCCACCAUGAGGGAGAUCAAAGCUGUAGACUCUGAGAAUCAGAAAAACUUGUUGUCUGACUCUUGGCGUAUGCGUCAGUUACAGAAGCAUCUAAGCAGAGAAGACCAUCCAUAUCACAAAUUUAGCACAGGGAACAUGGAUACUCUUCAUGUACAACCUCAAGCAAAAGGAAUAGAUACAAGGAGUGAACUUGUUAAAUUCUAUGACAAGCACUACUCUGCCAAUAUCAUGAAUCUGGUUGUUUAUGGCAAGGAAAGCCUUGACAAAACUCAAUGUCUAGUAGAACGGAUGUUCCAGGAAAUCCAAAACACCGACAAGAGUGUCCCUAAAUUUCCUGGUCAGCCGUGUACUCCAGAUCAUUUGCAGGUUCUUGUGAAGGCUGUACCUAUAAAGAAGGGCCACAAGCUUACCAUUUCAUGGCCUGUAACACCUAGUAUCCAUCAUUAUGAAGAAGCCCCAUGCAUGUACCUUGGUCAUUUAAUUGGUCAUGAAAGCGAAGGAAGUUUGUUUCAUGCGUUAAAAGAAUUAGGUUGGGCAACAAGACUGUAUGCUGGUGAAGGAGACUGGACUAUGGACUAUUCUUUCUUUGAUGUUUCAGUUGAUCUUACUGAUGCUGGCCAUGAGCAUAUGCAUGAUAUUAUAGGGUUGUUGUUCAGACACAUUAAGCUCUUACAACAAUCUGGUGUUUCCCAGUGGAUUUUUGAUGAGCUCUCAGCUAUCUGUGAGGCAGAGUUUCAUUAUCAAGCCAAAAUAGAUCCAAUCUCUUAUGUUGUGGAUAUUUCAUCAAACAUGACGAUAUACCCAACCAAGCAUUGGCUCGUUGGAUCAUCUCUACCUUCAAAAUUUAAUCCAGCUAUUGUACAAAAGAUUCUAAACGAGCUGUCUCCUAGCAAUGUCAGAAUCUUUUGGAAAUCAAAUAAGUUUGAAGGACAAACUGACAAGUUUGAGCCAUGGUACAACACUGCUUAUUCUUUUGAGAAUAUAACUGAAUCCACUAUUCAGGAGUGGGUGCAAUCUGCACCUGAUGUAAAUUUGCUUCUACCAGAACCUAAUGUCUUCAUCCCUACAGAUUUUUCAUUAAAGGAUGUUAAAGAUAAGGAAACUUUUCCUGUUUUGUUGAGAAAGACAUCGUUUUCAAGAUUGUGGUACAAACCUGAUACAAAGUUCUACAAACCAAAGGCAUAUGUUAAGAUAGAUUUCAACUGCCCCCUUGCAGCCUCUUCUCCUGAUGCUGCAGUUCUUUCCAAUACUUUUGUUUGGUUGCUUGUGGACUACUUAAAUGAAUAUGCUUAUUAUGCUCAGACUGCUGGUCUUGACUAUGGAUUAAGUCUUUUAGACAAUGGUUUUGAGCUCUAUCUUGUUGGUUUUAAUCAUAAACUGAGGAUCUUGCUUGAAGCUGUCAUGCAAAAGAUAGCAACAUUUGAAGUUAAACCUGACAGGUUUUCUGUUGUCAAGGAAACAAUCACCAAGGCAUACCAAAACUACAAAUUCCAACAACCAUAUCAACAAGCAUUGAGUUACUGCUCAAUGGUUUUACAAGAUAACACUUGGCCUUGGACAGAGGAACUAGAUGCUCUCUCUCAUUUAGAACCUGAAGACUUGGUAAAUUUUGUUCCAAUGCUGUUAUCAAAAACCUUUCUUGAGUGCUACAUAGCAGGAAACAUUGAGAAGAAUGAAGCUGAGUCAAUGGUCAAGCACAUUGAAGAUGUUCUUUUCAACAACCCAAAACCUAUUUCUCGUCCGUUGUUUCCAUCUCAGUUCCUGACAAGUAGAGUUGUAGAGCUGGGAACAGGAAUGAAAUACUUUUACCAUCAAGAAGGAUCAAACCCCAGUGAUGAAAACUCUGCUCUAGUGCAUUACAUUCAGGUUCAUCAAGACGAAUUUGCCAUGAAUAGUAAACUUCAGCUUUUCGGUCUCAUUGCAAAGCAAGCCACAUUCCACCAGCUUAGAACAGUGGAGCAACUUGGUUACAUCACUUCACUUUCUCGGAGCAACUACUCUGGUGUCUAUGGUGUACAGUUCAUUAUCCAGUCUUCAGUUAAGGGUCCUGGACAUGUUGAUUCAAGGGUGGAGUCACUACUCAAGGAUCUUGAGAGUAAGAUUUACAAGAUAAGCGAUGAGGAGUUCAAGAGCAAUGUAACAGCUUUGAUAGACAUGAAGCUUGAGAAACACAAGAACUUGUCGGAGGAAUCUUACUUUUACUGGGAAGAGAUCCAAAACGGGACAUUCAAAUUCAACCGUGUAGAUGCAGAGGUGGCUGCACUAAGAGAGCUAAAGAAGGAAGAACUGAUAAGUUUCUUUGACGAAUACAUAAAGAUUAACGCACCAAAGAAGAAAUCUCUAAGCAUAUGUGUUUAUGGAAACCAGCAUUUGAAGGAAAUGGCGUCUGACAAAGAAGAAGUUGCAUCACCAUUCAUAGAGAUUGAAGACAUUGUUGGUUUCAGAAAGUCUCAACCUCUUUACGGUUCGUUGAAAGGUUGGAACCAGCUGAAACUGUGAGGAGGUUCCAAACUAUUUUCAAGAAAAUACACUUAUUACCAAAACGAUAUCGUCUAUGUGAAUCUCUAUUCAUCUGAAUAUAAUAAACACAGAAGCUGUAGGAAAGAUAUUGUCUCAUCAUAGAACAUAACUUGUGGUAAUAAUAUAAUCAUUGUGUUAGGUUUAUUAUCAGUUCAUCAUGUCCUUAUGAUAAAAAUUGUGACAGCUAAUAACAUGCUGCUGACACUAUUAUCCUGCAAAUCAUUGUUAAAACUCAUUGAAGAUUCUUCUGGUGUGAUUCAAUGAAUGAGAUAUCAAUGUUAACUCUCAGCAGAAUCUUCGGGUGUGAUUCAAUGAAUGAUCGUUCGAUCCAAUAAUUGAUAUUUUCUAAUUCCAAACUCUAUGGACAUAUGGGCAGACCAGUGGGCCAUAUUUGAGAUCUCUCUAUCCUUAAAGAUCCGACAAGAAUAAGCGAAUUGCGAUGCUUGCUGCCGUAAGCAAAGAAUUAUUCCAAAGGGUAUAAAAGAAUCAUUCCAAAAGGCAAAUAACUUGGUCAAAUAAAUGUUAGGGGUUAAACCAAAGAUGCAGCAACCUAACACCGAAACCGAGUCAAACAAAAACAAAUAAGAAACAGAGUCAAUAAAACAAAUUUUCAUCAAUAUCCAAUGAUUUUGGAAUCCAAAGAUUGUUUCAAUGUAUCAUCAAAACCUCACAAGAACAGUCUUCUAAAUUAAUAAAGUAACAAAAAGAAUAUGAUUUUCUUGAUUUUUUUUGGUUGGACAAAUCAAUCAAACAUCAGAGAAUAGCAAGAGAUCUCUAUAGAGCCAUGAAAAAAAUAUUAAUCAAAUUUUCAUCAAUAUCCAAUAAUUUUGGAAUCCAAUGUAUCAUCAAAACCUCACAAGAACAAUUUUCUCAAUCAAUAAAGUAAGCAAAAAGAAUAUGUUUUUUUUUGGUUGACAAAUCAAUCAAACAACAGAGAACAACAAGAGAUCUCUGGCGUCUUCAUACACUUGAGAAGACUUGACACCACAAGCUGCACCAGUUCCAGUUCCUAACCCAACAACUAACCCGGUCGAAUCUUGACCCGAACCACUCGAAACACCACCACCUCCAAGUAAAUCAGUGACGCCGCCGCGACGGUGAUGGCCGUCGGAAGGAGGAUGGUAAUAGAGACGCGCCGUCUGAGGGCAGUGCGAAUGAAACCUAGCCGCUAUUCUCACGCCUAGAUCCAACAUCUCCCCGUACUUUCCCAUUCUUUGAAAGAUCUUUUAUAUUCUUUGUGCUCUUUUUUUUUGUGUUGGUUCUCUUUCUCUUCAAGAGAGAGAGAAAGAGAGAGACGAGAGAAUGAU